Messenger RNA from Didymodactylos carnosus, 3615 nucleotides. The record is from the annotation of a GenBank genome assembly. NCBI's taxonomy places the organism in Eukaryota, Metazoa, Rotifera, Eurotatoria, Philodinida, Philodinidae.
AUGUCAGCCGAACUUAAAUUACCACCAUUUUUAACAUUUAAACCAUCUAAAGCAAAAACUGGUGAAAAUGGAUUAUAUGCAAAGCAAGUGAUUUUACCUAAUGAACCAUUGGGUAUUUAUAAAGGAAAAAUUCGUCGUACAUUAUUACAAACAGCUGAUGAAGAAUACGUGUGGGCGAUUUUGAGUGCAAGAGGUGUACCAGUAUUUUAUGUUGACGCUAGUAAUCCAACUGACGGAAAUUUUCUACGGUAUAUUCGUUGGACACAUGAUAAGCAGCAACAAAAUGUUGUUUGUAUGCAGCAAAAUCAACAAAUUCAUUAUUUUUCAUUAAAAACCAUCCGUCCGGAUGAAGAACUUUUAACUUUUAUCGAACGUCAAAAAACGAAAAAGAAAGAUGUGUGUAUAUCAUUGUCAGAUAAACAAAAUGGUCGAACACGACGUCAUUCUCAACAACAACAGUUACAACAUCACGAUAAUGCGGAUAUAAAAAUAAUUGAUUUAAAUGAGUUUAAAGAUGAAAAUUUAAUUAUGAAUCGAUCGACCGAAUUCGAAUUGCAAAUAACGAGAAAAUUUCUAUCUGAAACAAUUCUGACUGAUGGAUUAAAACACACAUGUUUAAAAUGUGAUAUUUGUCAUCAAAUAUUCAUGUCGAAUGUGGCAUUCAAAUUUCAUUAUCACAAUUAUCAUAUAACACCACAUCAUUUAUCAUACGCAAACAGACCCAGAAUUAAAGUUCGAGAUAAUUGUAAUAUAUGUAAAAUUGGAAGUGUAUCAAAUGAUGUCAAAAGUGUUGUGGUUGAUCUUAUUGAAGUUGUGUGUGGUGAUGAUCGAUUACCAAUCGAACCAACAGAUGAUUUACGUUUUAUUCGUUUACAUCUUUAUCGAUGUUAUUGGUGUGCACCAACUGCAGAUUGUCAUUACAAUACAGCAAAACAACUUGCACAACAUAUGCGAUCUAAACAUUUUCGAUUAUUACAGGCAUUAUUAACAACAUCACAAACAGCAGCAUUAACAAAUAAUUCAAAAAUAAACAAAUCAAAGACGAAACAUUCACAAGAUCAACAACAAGGUGAACAAAAUGAAAAUGGUAUUGAUAUUCUUAAUAUAACAUCCAAAAAUGAACAGUCCACACUGAGUCGACAAACGAGUCGAGAUGAUACAACAGCAGGUGGUACUAGUCGAGGAAGAGGUCGACCUUCAUCCGUCAUGAAUGGAAGCGAAACUCCUAUUAGUUUUGGCAUUCCCGAUCCACUCACCGAACGGGAUUGUCAACAAUUAUUUUCAAUUGGUGAACAAGUUGCAUAUAAUAUGAUGAAUUGUAUUGAUGGCACAUUGGAAGAUAUUCAACAAAAUGAAGAACUAUGUCGAAAAUAUAUGGAUAUUGAUGAUAGUGAAUCAUUACCUACAUCAUUAGAAUUAUUUUUGGAACAAUUUCAACAUGUUUGCGAAUAUUUAGGUCCAAAGAAAAAAACUGAGACAGCUGUUCAGGUAUUAGCCAACAGUUAUUUUAAGCACAACCCUUGUACAAGUAGUAAUUAUAAUAAAACAAAAAUAACGAGAAAAAAUACAAUUGAUCGAUUUUUAUGUCCAACAUGUGAUCAGUGUUUUCAUAAUACACAGCAAUUAAUUGAACAUGAAAAAGAAGAACACGAUAGAUUAGUGUCUGUCUACGAUUGGGGAUGUGAAGUAUAUGGUGUUAAUCAAGCGAAUCCUUAUGCAUUUAUACUUGAACUUGAAAAUCAUUUGGAUCAUUCACAAAAAAUAUCAAACAAACCGUCAACAACAAAAAUUAUCACAAGAAAGAGUGUUUCAAAGUCCGUCAAAAAAGAAUUUUUUAGAUCGAAUACGUGCCCAUUGAAUAUAAAUUCUUGUGACAUAAAACCAAAAGAAGAACAAAUUGAUUUUAAUGAACAGCAACGUAAAUCAAAGCGACUUCAAAAUAGUAUGAUCAAUAAUCCCAGUAGUAUCAAUUCAUUACCGACAACUGCCAUCAAUAUUCCACAAGUAGAUGUUAAGAAAGAAGCCGAUAUUGAUUUGACAACAAUUACCGAACAAGUUAAUUCGAUGAAACGUAUGUCAUCACGUAACAAUAAUAAUUCAACCUCAAUUGCCAAUAAUGAUACAUCAAGCAAUGAUCAAGUGAUUGUUAAAACAGAUAAACGUUAUUAUUGGUGUACAAAAUGUUCAAAAUUAUAUUUAAAUUUAAUAUCACUUUACACAGAAUCGCAUUAUAGACAAUGUGUUCGAUCUGAACAACAUUUUACGGUUGUUAAUGAUCCAUUAUUUUUUCAAUCAACAGAAAUGAAAGAUUUAUUACCAGCUAAUGAUAAUAAAUAUUUAGCAAUCGUACCCACUGUAAAAUUACAAGAAACAACGCCAGGUAACAAAACAGUACCCAGCGAACAAACAUCGUCUCAUAUUCGCACUUAUUUUCUUAAUGGAAGACCUGUUGGACAAUCUCGUCCUAUUACCGUCAAAGAUUUACGUCAACAAUUUUUAACACAUUCAACAUCUACAUUAAAGCAGACACCAUCAAUUCCUAGUGAAGAAUAUAUUUAUCAUCCAAAAGUAGAAAAAGAAGAAUCUCCGCCGAGAAUCAUUAAUUCAAAAACACGAAUGUCAAAUGGUAUCAGAGAACUUCGUCCUAGAACAAGUUUAAUUGAUACACAAAAAUCUCUGCCUUUGUGGCGACCACCAACAACAUCUCCACCACCACCUCCAUCUGUUAUUCUAAUUCCCACUUCAUCAUCCUCAUCCAAUCUCUCACAUCGUUCGUUAGAUAGAUUUCGUGUAAGUUCCGAUGAAGAAGAUCAAAUUUCUACAACAGCAACAACAACACCAGUCAUAGAAAAAUCUCAAACGAAAGAAGUUGAAAAAACAUUUGUAAGGAAAAGACGAUCACCAACACCCGUUUUGGUUAAAGAAGAAAUAAGUGAUGAGGAAGGAAAUGAACCAAAACAACGAAAAAAAUUCAAACGAACGAUAUCAAAUAGAAAUCUAAUCUUAAAACGAAGAAAACAAAAUCGAACGACAUUGAGUUCAUCCUAUUCAACUAGUGACGUAUCAGCAUCAAAAAAUUCAACUAGUUCAGUAUUAAAACGAUCUAUUUCACAAACAAUAGGAGAAACAAAACGACGUCGAUUAUUUGCAGUUAAAUCGACAGUGAAUAACAACAAUAGAAAUCAAAGCUCAGAUUCUCUAACUUCGUUACCAUCGAAUUUAACUAAUUUAUCGACUCGUUCAAAUAUUCCCGAAGCAUUACAAUGUUAUGCUCAUGUGUGUGUGAAAUGUAAUAUGCCGUUCAGUGAUGCUUUGUCGCUUGAUCUUCAUCAGAAAACACAAUGUCUUGAACGUAAUGUAUUGGAUGAAUGUGGUAUGUGGUUUCGGUGUCCUCUGUGUAGUUUAACGUAUUGUGACGCUACUUUAAUGUCGCUACAUAUAACAAAAACACAUCGUUCUGAAUUGAAAUCAAUUCAAACAUUAAAACGGACGCUUCCAAGACCAGGACGAAAGACAACUAGCGACGAUUCAACCUCUGAUUCACCACCAUCUGCGAGAGUGAUCGUUCCUCCAUUAUCACCAAAUUUUCAACGAAAAAAACAACGAACAAUCUAG